AUGUCAGGGAUCAUGGACCAGGUCUGGAAGGUCACCAAAAUCUUGUAUUUUGGAGGCCUGGCUGUAUUUUGGAGGCAGGCAUAUGAGACCAUUCUUGACCACAUCUGGUGGCUGGGUGUGCUAGAAGUUCCAACUUCCCCUACACCUGAUGUGGCAGAAAGUGACUUUUUGCUGGCCAACAGUAGUUUAGUGGAACCUGAGAAAGGGAAAAAGGAGCAUCUUCCAGAAAGUUUAGGUCCCAGCAGAGAGAGAAUGUCCCAAAGGAGCUCCAGCAGAGCCUCCUGGAAGAUCUCCAAGGGCCCAGUGGCUCAGGGAACAGCAUGGAAUUCCACAUCUGUUAAAUCCUAGGCAUCUCCUUUUGCAAAGUGCAUUCAGACUGAAAAAGGGAGCAAACAGAGUCUGCAGGCCAAAACUCCCCCCACACAGAGUGCUCAUUCAAGAAGCCUUGAAGACAAAAGAGAAGAUAGUUCUGCCACUGAAGACCUAAUAGUGGGGCAUAAGCCAAGAGAGAGGAGCAGCACUUACCACCUGUCUGCAACGUCCAGGCAGCGGGAAGCAAAAGACACCAAAUCUGUCUCAAAUGCCAAAGAACCAGUAGCAGGCCAGCAGCAAACACUGAGGUCUAGAGGGCCUGGAUCUUCCCAGAAGACCAUCACAGCCAAGAAGAUCUGCAGCAGAUUAAGUGCCAAAGAGUCCUUAGCAUCAUUAAAGCCAGAUAUGAAAGCAGAAUGGAAGCUCCUGGAGAACAGAAGCAGUUUAAUCCGUGCUAAUAACAAAUAUAAAUUUGCCAGUGCAGCUGAACUUACCAGCAAUGACGAGGAACAGGGAGCUCUGUGCAAGGCAGCAUUGAUCGUGGGACAGAAGAGAAUCAGUGAGCGUACUGAAAUGCUAAAAAACUCCUUGAACUCUACAUCUUCUGCUGAUUACAACCAGCUGGGUUUUAACCUGAGGUCAAAUAUUUUCCAAGGUGGCCCACUGGAGAGCCGAAGCUUGAUGAAAGAUUCCUACACCCCUGAUAUAAUUCAGAAGGCAAUCAGGGAUCCCAAGAAUUGGCACGGAAGGAGGACUGAUGAGCUAGGAAAAUGGCAUCAGAAAAAUGCCCUAAAUCUCAACAUGCAGAAAACAUUGGAGGACAAAUACGGGAAGAAAAAAAGGCAAGCCUAAGAAGAUGGAGGUUGAGGAUUGGAGUGCAUUCAGCAAGAGAUCUUUUUCCUCAGCCAUCUAAUAAACCUCCACCUAAAGCACGAACCCAUUGCUUGCUAGUUGUCUGUGUUGCCAUUGCUCUCUUCCCCUCUCAGUUAGGGUGUCUUUGGGGAGAGUAAUGCAAGAUAAAUCUGAAUGUGAAUGCAAAACAAAUCCCUUUCUUGGUCACUGUAAGGCGGGGCUGAUCAGUGUGUGAGGCACACACCCUCACAGAGGGAUGUGCUGGUGAAAGGAGGCCGUAUAGAAAUUCAUCUGCUAAGCACGUAAGGUGGAGCAGGACCUGUGAGCAGUGUAAAAGGGUGAUGGCGGGAGGUGGAAGGAGGUGUGCGGGUGCGUGUGUAUGUGCAAACUCAUGUUUGCCAGAAGGUUCACAGUACUUUGACAGCUGCCCCAGCAGUCCAGAGAGAAGUACAGAGGAUGCACUGGGAAUGAACCAGGCUUGCCCAAGGACCUGAAUGCUGCCUCUCUCUCCCCACACUGAAGGCUGUGAAACUCCCACACAUGGAAGCUUCAGGGCUGUAUAUGGAUAGCAGCUAGACACACCAAGCACAGGACCAGCUCCCUAUUGGUGUUUCCAAGGUGAAUUCAUGGACUCUUGCCAGAAAGGCACAAACCAGCAUCCACGCAAUAACCUGGGCACAACUCUGUAUGAUUGGUACCAGAUGUCCACAUGGGGUAGGAAAGGAAGGUUCUCUGCCCACCACUCUAGUUUUGUUGUUUUAUCUGCCACAUGGAGGAUUUCAGGGAAAGCUCUUACCCUGGCAGGGAGCAGCACAAAUGGGCAAAACCAAAUGGAACCUCACCUGAGGAGGCAUCAGGGUAUUCACUAAAGCCCGCACUAUUUGUAGGUCAAGCCAAUGCAAAAAAACACAGCUUAUCCCACCUAAAGGGAACAGGAAAGCUACAAGAAGCCCCAGGACUUCUCCAAUUUGCAAAUCGCCCCACAAUGUGAAUGGACCCUUACCAAAGCUCUCAUAAGCCCUUUCCCUUGGUCAAAGGUAAAUAAAUGUCUUUCAGAGAGAAGCAUGUGCUUCCAGCACACAGUCUGCACAAUCUGAAGUUCAGGGACUGUACCUGGACAGUAAGCAAGGACCGCCCAAGGGCUUGAAUGAUGCAAGACACGUAGGGUCUUCAGGGCUUCCUGAUGUGUUUUUCUUACAGUAUUUAAUGGGCCUUAUUGCAGGAUCCUGCCUUCCAUCUCCAAAGCACAGCAGUUUGGAGCAGCAAUCACAAAGUACAUGUCUGGGAAUGGUGGUGCCCUGAUCUUUCCUGUCUGGUCCCAAGCUUUCAGUAUUUUAAAAGAUUGUUGCCUGCUCCCUCAUAUGAACUGUUUUGGGGCAGAAUUGGGGUUGUUACUUCACUCUUCAUCAGCUGGGGAUUAGAUAACAAUAUGCUGACUUCAUAAAAUAGUGAAGGAAGUUAAAAUGUAACUAAUGAUAAUCAUUUUCCACCACCAAUAAUUAACUGUUUGGAAUUCAGAUGUUUCUGGGCACAUGUCCAAGUCAUUCAGAUUAAUGAGACCGGCCAAAUGGCAGCUUGUAGAAUCUUCCCUGUGGGUUUUCCUUGUACAUCAGCACCAAGUGGCUCCUGCCUGACCACACAUCACUCUAGCUUCAGCUGAACAGCACAGCUCUGUAGGAACACCCUGUUCCCAGUGUUGCA
Molecule: messenger RNA, 2865 nt
Organism: Falco peregrinus (peregrine falcon)
Lineage: Eukaryota; Metazoa; Chordata; Aves; Falconiformes; Falconidae
Gene: CIMIP4
Product: ciliary microtubule inner protein 4
Exons: 7
Source: RefSeq, a predicted model, not a curated record